AAAACGACAUUUACACUAAAUAGUUAUAAUCUUUAUUCAACUCAUUAUAAAGUUGUUAAGUUCCGCAGUGACAUAACACGUCCGUGCCCGUGCGAGAAUAAUAGCAAGAAAUGUCUCACGGCAUCAUUAUACUUAGUUCCAGAUUUAUCUAGACGCUCCUAAAGUAAAUAUGAAAACAGCGCCAGAGAGUCGAUCUAUUUUCGUCGCAGUAAGCUUCUUGCAUUCGUUACAGCGACUGUUUUACAACAACUGCAAUAUACGGUGAUCUUUUUGAUUAUAUUGUCUAAAAAUGAGUGCACUCAAAAUAGAAGCGGAGAUAAAGGUCGAAUCAGAACCGUGUGUGGUGGCCUGGGACAACACAUUGUACGUUGGCACAGAAACUGGCGCCAUCUUUUCAUACGAUAAAAACCUAUCUCCGGGUGCGGAUUGGAUAGCACAUGAAUCGCAAGUGUUUGCAUUGAGUGCGGCAAACGGCUUUGUGUACUCAUCCUCUUACGACGGAGGGGUACGGGUUUGGUCCGCCAAGGGUGACAAAAUCGCUGAGCUUCCACCCACGGGGGGAGACAUCGGCGCUUUAUGUGUGCAUGAAAACCAGUUAAUUUCUGGCGAUGAAAGUGGCAAUGUUGUGAUUUACGAGAACAAUAAAGUGAAAGCCAAGUACCAAGUCCUCGAAGAAGUGAAGGAUAUAAGUCUGAAGCCGCCUUAUAUGUUUACAGCGCGAGAUUUAUAUGUUACAGUCACAGAAAUAAAACCAGAGGAAUCGAAAACCCGGUUCACGACCCGCCAUACAAUGGAGGGGCGCGCGCCGCUGCGGGUGGCGGGCACCCGGCUCCUCGUCACCGCAAGGGGUGCCAACAACCUGCAGUUACAUGACGCCUCCAUCGAUACCAAGUUCAAAAAACUACAUGAAGUUAAGGUGAGCGAUAUGAUAUUAACAUCUCUAUCAGUGAGCGAAGACCACGCUUGGACUGGUGGUUGGGACGGUGUCGUGCGACGAUGGAAGAUCGCCGGUGAUCAACUCCAACCAGCAGGGGAGAUAAACCUGGGUGUCUGUGUGAAUGCACUUGUUGCUAUCAAAUCUGAUGUAGCUUAUGUCGUUUUAACAGGAGGACGACUAGUUUGCCUGAAAGGCGCAUAAUUAACAUAUUCAAACAUUAGUCAAUUGUAAAUUUUAUGUAAGAUUUCCUUGGACAUUCUGCCCCUGAAUAAAAUUUGUUAUAAUUGUAUACAAAGUCCUAGAUAGGUAUACCAAUAAAAUAUGUUUUUCUUUUAAUCCAUUCA
Molecule: messenger RNA, 1281 nt
Organism: Papilio polytes (common Mormon)
Lineage: Eukaryota; Metazoa; Arthropoda; Insecta; Lepidoptera; Papilionidae
Exons: 6
Coding region: 290-1138 (282 amino acids)
Molecular function (GO): protein binding
Source: RefSeq, a predicted model, not a curated record